CAACAACUAAUCUACAAUUUACUCUCCAUAUCUGCAUCCAAGACACUUUGGACCCCUAAAACCCUCACAACCUCUGCCCAGCCGAAAAUUUCCAUAGAAACCAACCUAUCCAACCAGAUACCCGCAUCCUCUAACAAACAGCCUUAUCAAAAACAAUCAAUGCCCAUUAUCGUUAUCACUCUCAUUACCAUUGACCGAACACAUUAACAUAAUUCAUGGGGCUGGCGACCUUGAACUCGUAUCAUGUUUAUGUGUGCUACGAGGCGAUAAAGUUCAAGAAAACUCGUAUACAAAGCGGAAUUUUUAAAAAUUACUCUCAUUUCUGUGCGGUGCUCGGGAUGGAUCAGAUCAGGAACGGAUGGUUCAGCGAAAUUAACGAACUAUGGCCCGGCCAGUGCCUGAGCCUUCAAGUGGAAGAGGUCCUGCUGAAUGAGAAGUCCGACUUCCAAGACGUGCUAGUUCUGCAGACCAAACACCACGGCCGGGCCCUCAUCCUCGACGGCAUAAUCCAAUGCACCGAGCACGACGAAUUCUCCUACCAGGAGAUGAUCUCCUUCCUCCCGCUGUGCGCGCACCCCGCCCCCUCCCGCGUGCUCAUCGUCGGGGGCGGCGACGGCGGCGUGGCCCGCGAGUGCCACAAGCACCCGCUCGUCGAGCACGUGGUCCAGGUGGAGAUCGACUCCAAGGUGGUGGACGCCAGCAGGCGCUUCCUGCCCUUCAUGGCCCAGGGCUUCGAUAGCGACAAGCUCACGCUCACCAUCGGCGACGGCUUCAAGUACAUGGAGGAGCACAAGAACGAGUUCGACGUCAUCAUCACCGACUCGAGCGACCCCAUCGGGCCGGCCGUCAACCUCUUCACCGAGUCGUACUUCCGACUGCUCAAGGGGGCGCUGAAGAGGGGCGGCGUGAUCUGCUCGCAGAACGGGACGGUGUGGACGGAGCUGGACAAGGUGAAGGAGACGCUGGACCACUGCAGGAAGCACUUCCCGGUGGUCAAGUACGCGGUGACCAGCGUGCCGACGUACCCGUCGGGGCAGAUCGGGUUCAUCGUGGCGGCGGCGGGGAAGGCGGAUCCCGCGGUGCCGAAGUUCAGGGUGGGCGAGACGGAGGUGGAGGAGAUGGGGUUGCGGUAUUAUAACGGCGAGGUGCACUCGGCGGCCUUCGUUUUGCCGAAUUUUGUCAAGAAAGUAUUGUAUGAUUAAAGAGAAUUUUUGAAUAAAUUUACUUUUUUAAAGA
Molecule: messenger RNA, 1236 nt
Organism: Zophobas morio
Lineage: Eukaryota; Metazoa; Arthropoda; Insecta; Coleoptera; Tenebrionidae
Product: spermidine synthase
Exons: 2
Coding region: 216-1202 (328 amino acids)
Molecular function (GO): catalytic activity
Source: RefSeq, a predicted model, not a curated record